Molecule: messenger RNA, 3557 nt
Organism: Pleuronectes platessa (European plaice)
Lineage: Eukaryota; Metazoa; Chordata; Actinopteri; Pleuronectiformes; Pleuronectidae
Gene: gask1a
Product: golgi associated kinase 1A
Exons: 6
Coding region: 58-2328 (756 amino acids)
Cellular component (GO): Golgi apparatus
Source: RefSeq, a predicted model, not a curated record
GGAGAAGAAGGAGGAGGAGGAGGAGAAGGAGGAGGAGAAGGAGGAGGAGAAGGAGGAAUGCUGGGUUCACCACAGUCUGCAGAUCAAUGUGCUCCGUGCAGCAGACAACCUGACCGAGUAUUGAUCUGUGCUGCUCUCACCUGUGACACUUUGUUAACCUCCGAGAAACUAAAAGCGGCGUCUCUUCGUCAGCUGCAGGCGGAUUUUCAAACUAAAGCCGCGAGUGUCCCGCGGCUGCAGCUUCAGGACCAGCGGCUGUCCAGCGGCUGUCCAGCGGUUUGCAGAGAUGUGGCAGCGAUAGAUGAGCGGGUCACAGAGGCUGCAGAGGAGAGGACCAUGGCCUGGCGAGUGUGGUCAAAGCUCUGCUGUGGUCAGAAAUGGCUGCUCCUCCUGUGCCCCCUCUUCCUCCUCCUCCUCACAAUCUCUGUAAUGACGAUCACUCUACCUCUCCCCACACCGCCGGUGGACAUUGACCGCCGGUCAUCCCGCGUCCUGAGCUCUGCUGGGGAGCUCAGAUCCAGGCCCAGGGCUAUGGAGCCCCCUCCUGCCACCAUCUUUCAGCAGCCAUCCACUCACAUCCAUAAUGAGGCCCGGAGAAGCAGCAGAGGAAAAGAGACAUCUAAACUGUCUGUGCACCAUAUACCACGGGGGAAUGACAAAAACAGCAUCAACAGAGCGCAAGAGGAAAGUCACACAGACUUAGACAGAAAUAAACACAAAAACAAAGCGAUGGCAGGCGCCAUGCAGCACCCAGCCAGUCACCAUCAUCUCCCACAAUUUACAGUCAACAACGCACGGCCAAGGCAUAGAAUUAAGCCCAGCAACCACAAUGCUGUGGUAAAACACAGUGCUCAGACAAACAUUCAUCUUGAAAGGGGCAUAUCCACCACAGCACAUAUCCCUGUUCAGGCAGAUAUCCUAAUGAGUGAGAGACUGGCUGCAGGCAGACAGGCGGGCAGAUGGGAGGGUAAACACACAGACAGGAAUACAGACAUGCAAAUACAUGGCAGCCAUACAAGUGCAAAGUUAGCCAAACAUCACCAGACCCUGGGUAAACACAGACAAGCAACAACGCACAUGGGGAAAUCUGAUAAAAUCUAUGAAGAGCAGCAGGCUGUGAAAAAGCCCUCCAGGGAUCUCAAAAAACACCACAAUCUGUCAGAGGAUCCCCCUGCGAGGAAGAGUCCAAGGUCAUUGGACCAUAGAAAAGCUUCGUCCAAAGCUGAGGCAGCCUUAAAGGCAGAUGACAGCAGCUGGUGUCAGAGUUUUUCAGAGCAGGACUUCCCAGACAGUGACCACAGGAGGGUGAGGAUUAGUCCACAGCCUCUUCCCUGGCUCAGCCACGACGACAUCCAGAAGAUGGAGCUCCUUGCCGGGGGGGAAGUGGUCAGUAAGGCCAGGGUGCCUGGACAUGGACAGGUUCUCCAAGUGGCUCUGGAACAGCUUGUAAACCAGAAGGAGCCAUCACAGAUGAGAGACUCUCCUCAGCAUGAACACGGGCAGCGAAAUCCAGAAAGCCAUAGUGACCGCUGCCACAAGGGGCGCUGUUCCCUCAUCAAACGCACCGAUGACUGGUUCGAGGUCUUUGCAUUCCACCUGGACAGAGUGCUGGGACUCAACAGGAGCCUCCCUGCAGUGCUGAGGACUUUCACCAGUGACAUUCUACCAUAUCGCUACAUCAGGGGACCCCCCAGGCCGGUACUGUGGUGGGACCCAGAUAUUCAGCACCUCACCGAUAGAGACAAUGACCAGAACUCAGUACCACUCAGCUGGGUUCAGUACCAGAAACUGCUGCUGCUACACUGUGGGAGUGACACUGACCUGAGGUCUGCACCCUGUGUGGGAGUCCACCACUCAGAGUGGGGAAGACUGGCUCUUUUUGACUUUUUAUUACAGGUAAACGACCGUCUGGACAGGUACUGCUGUGGUUUCACACCUGAUUCCACAGAGGUCUGUGUGGAGAACCUGCUGCACACAAAGUGUGCCCGCACCAAGGAGCUGCAGCUGGUUCACAUCCUGGUGAGGAAGGCAGAUCCCUCCAGACUGGUGUUCAUAGACAAUGCCGGCAGACCACAGCAGUCCACCAACAACCUCAACUUCAGGCUAGUUGAGGGCAUUGAUGAGUUUCCAGAAAAAGCAGUGUCGCUGCUACAGUCUGGCUGCCUGGAGAGUCUCCUUCUACGCUCCCUUUACACGGACAGGGAAUUCUGGGACAGCCAAGGUGGGGUCAGCGGCCUCAGGCCUCUCGUCCACAUGGUGCAGCAGAGAGGGAAGAUCCUCCUCCAGCACAUCAGGGACAGAAAGCUCCAGCUAAAGAGGGACCUGUGAGCAGGAACUUCACACAGUCGUCAGGUUGAUGAGCUCAAGUGGAUCAAAAAAGAUCCUUCUGUAGCGAAAGAAGCAAACUUGACUCAGCUCAUUCAAGAGCACAUUGGACAAGUUGGGAUGUUAAAAAACAAAUGGGGGGGCUACAAAAAAGAAUUACCCUGAAAAUCACAUUUUAAACAGAGGAGUGGUGGUUUUUUUCCUCUGGUGCUAUUUUGUUUCCUAACGUUCAGUAUCCCCUAUUAUUUCUGUCAGCAGGCUGCUGUCAGACCUCUCUCUGUGCAUCUAUAAAAGAACAGUGACAUCUACUGCUUGACUUCUCAAACAUUGGAUCGGCCGUUUGUAACAGUUUCUUAGUAGACACAUCAAAUAAAAAAUUUUUUUUUUUCAAACUCUACCCAGAGGUGGCCAGUGAGGCAUUUAACAUUAACAAAUCAGUUUUUCACAUUCAAGUAAACAUCAAGUCUGCAGUCGGAGCCUAAAUAAACGGAUCACUGGUCUUUUAUUGUCUUAAAUAAGUCAUCUACAUUCAUUAUUACAGUUUCUCAUAGGAAUCAGUCUGCAGUCGUAAAGGAUAAUAGCUGUUUAAUAAACCAGCCUCUGCUGCACAAGUUGUUAGAGAUCACAUGUUUUAUUAGAGGAGAAUAAUGGACUAAUAAUAGACUCUUCCUCCUGCUGAGAACAAACACCAUCCAUUAGAUAAUGGCAGAAUUGAUUUUUAAAGAAUCAAUAGAUCAUUUAUUAACCAUCAAUAAAGCUGUUAGUUACAGAUUAUGAGCCCUUUAAAAAGAGUGCCUUGUGAGAAAGUGGUACUAAUAUUACAGCUAUGCAGAUCUGGAUUGUGUGGCAGAAAGGAUGUGACUACAAAUUACAGUGAAGUCACAAAACCUUAACAGGUUUUUUAAAUUGUGCCUUAAGAGGAAAAUCAUUUGUCAUUCAUGCUGCACACAAUGAACAAUCUGAUUCCACCGUGGAAACACAAUCAAAGUAAAGGUGUGUCUUUGUGUAUUUUUCGUGUUUAUUCGGCAUAAUGCUAAAUAUAUACACAGGCUCUGUUUCAUGCUAAUCUUUCAAUCAUCUGUUCAAAAUGAAAUAACCCUGCAGCUCUGUCUGUUGCUACGAGAUGCUUGUCACCCCUUGUUUUCUUUCAGCCCUUCCAUCUACUCUCGGUAGCAUCUCGCCAAAUGUUCCCUCACAGCAUGGAAAUAAAUGUGAGACGAAUUAUUCCUCCA